CGAACACGAUCCCCCCAUCGCACAAAGGAGAAGGUUCGCAGUCAUAAUGGCUUUCUCUGAUGGUUCCCGCCGCGAAGCCUUCGUGCCCUCCUUUCUCUACUCGCCGGCGAUUAGAUCCUCCGGCCUCGAAUGGAUACUCUCGCGGAGCCAAAGCUCUCCAGUGGCGAAAGCAGCCCCCUCGAGCCGACCGCCCUCUCCCGCCGCUUUCCUCGCCGAAGCUCCGAGCGAGCCCGCAAAGAAAAUCGAGAUGUACAGCCCGGCCUUUUACGCCGCAUGUACCGCUGGAGGCAUCCUCAGCUGCGGUCUCACCCACACGGCCGUCACCCCUCUCGAUCUUGUUAAGUGCAACAUGCAGAUUGAUCCAGCGAAAUAUAAGAGCAUCACCUCUGGAUUUGGAGUUCUGCUAAAGGAGCAAGGGGCCAGGGGGUUUUUCAGAGGUUGGGUACCGACCUUAAUCGGUUACAGCGCUCAGGGAGCUUGCAAAUUUGGCUUUUACGAAUACUUCAAGAAAUAUUAUGCGGACAUUGCUGGGCCUGAGUAUGCAGCCAAAUAUAAGACGUUGAUUUAUCUUGCUGGUUCUGCAUCCGCCGAAUUCAUUGCCGAUAUAGCUCUCUGCCCGUUUGAGGCGGUUAAAGUGCGGGUCCAGACGCAACCGGGGUUUGCCCGUGGCAUGAGUGAUGGGUUCCCGAAGUUUGUCAAAUCUGAAGGUGCCUUGGGACUUUACAAAGGGCUUGUUCCGCUGUGGGGUCGUCAGAUUCCAUACACAAUGAUGAAAUUUGCUUCAUUUGAGACCAUAGUGGAGUUGCUAUACAAGAAUGUUAUUCCCACUCCAAAGGAUCAAUGCAGCAAGCCCUUUCAGCUUGGUGUGAGCUUUGCAGGUGGCUACAUUGCUGGGGUCUUCUGUGCUAUCGUAUCUCACCCAGCUGACAAUCUCGUCUCUUUCCUCAACAAUGCAAAGGGAGCUACAGUUGGUGAUGCUGUGAGUAAACUUGGAUUGUGGGGCCUUUUCACCCGUGGACUUCCGCUUAGGAUUGUCAUGAUCGGUACAUUGACUGGUGCACAAUGGGGAAUCUACGAUGCCUUCAAAGUUUUUGUCGGCCUGCCAACAACCGGUGGAGUUGCUCCUGCUCCUGCUCCUGUUGCUACACCUGAACUCGCCAAGUUGAGCAGCAGCUGAGCUGCUAAUUGGUUUGAUUCUUUUGCGGUAUUUCAUUAUGAGACUUCUAUGGAUGAGAUGACAAAAGCCCUUUUUGAUAUUGGGGUUUAUAACAUAUUAAACUUACCUUUUCGGGCUUAGUUCUUUCUGUAUUAUUGUUUUGAAGGGUGUUUUUGCUUUCAUCCUUCUAAUAAAGCGCAGAAACAAUUCCAUCUAUAUCAGCUGGAAGUAUAAAUGCCAUAUGCUGCCUCUGAUAUUAUUUGCUUCAUAACCGACCCCCUAUGUUGUUUU
Dendrobium catenatum is the source of this 1447-nucleotide messenger RNA. Its product is annotated as mitochondrial phosphate carrier protein 3, mitochondrial. Gene Ontology annotation, biological process: mitochondrial phosphate ion transmembrane transport. Gene Ontology annotation, cellular component: mitochondrial inner membrane. NCBI's taxonomy places the organism in Eukaryota, Viridiplantae, Streptophyta, Magnoliopsida, Asparagales, Orchidaceae. The coding region runs from base 47 to 1177 and encodes 376 amino acids. The record is from RefSeq and is a predicted model, not a curated record. The transcript is spliced from 6 exons. Gene Ontology annotation, molecular function: phosphate transmembrane transporter activity.